Trematosphaeria pertusa is the source of this 764-nucleotide messenger RNA. RefSeq lists its product as uncharacterized. The coding region runs from base 326 to 538 and encodes 70 amino acids. The transcript has a single exon. Lineage: Eukaryota; Fungi; Ascomycota; Dothideomycetes; Pleosporales; Trematosphaeriaceae. The record is from RefSeq and is a predicted model, not a curated record.
GUACGAUGGGAAUGUAGGGAUCUGAAGGCCACACUUGGGUUUCCUCGGGGCCAUUAGCAGGACUGGGAUCCGCUGGCCAUAGGCGUUCUGCGGGGCUCACCAUCACCAACGUUGGCAAGAAGAACCCAGCCUCCGUAUUCCGUGGCAUAGUGCGACGCUGACAGGAAUUGACGCAGUUGCAAGGGUGGAGAGGCCGUCCUUGUGGAAGCCUCCAGCCCGCCAAGAAUUCCCUCUCAAUCCAAACAUAUUCAGCCUCCCCUCAAUAACAUCGGGUCAGCGAGGAACCCGAGCCCUAAGGCCCUAAUGCACCUUUCCUCACCAUCUCAUGCUUCUCUUAUCUCCUGAGCCAGUUCCUGGUCCACGAAUCCUGGAUCCUGCGGAAUUCCACUCCCAACUUCAUGGGUUCCUUGACCGCUACAGCCUCAACUCCGCGGCAAAGAAUCCUGUGGCUAACCGAACGCCGCGAGGCAGGAAGGUGGACGUCAUCGAAGGCUUGCCUCUACCUGGUAGCUUAGCAGGCAGUUAUUUCGGACGAUGAAUAGACGGCAUAUUGAGCCACAUGUUGACGUAGGACUUGGAUUGAGCGGUGGAUGUGACCGUCGAAGACAGAUUCUCGAUCACCGAUCGUACGGCAACGAAGCCGAACGUUUCUUUGCGCGCAUCACUGGGUCCUCAGGCCACACAUUUCCUCUCCAGAAAAUGACUUGUGCCAGAGCGAAGCCGUGGGCAUUGGGCAAUUGCGCCUCAAAACACCAAGAUCCAUG